AGACCACUUUUCAGGAACCGUUCGCAAGGGAAAGCAGAGGAAUGGCUUCCUGAACGGUGAGGAGGAAGGAGGCGAUUCGAGGGUCAUGUUUUAGGUCCCUUCUCUUCUGUGUGAGGAAGAGAAGAACAGUCCGUGGAGUUGUUUCUGAUAAGAAGGAGACGGAUGGCUGCCACCGCAGUUUCCGUGGUUAGGGGUGGCCUUGCGUCCACAUCUGGCUCAACAUCAGCCUUUGGAGAAACAGUGGCUAAUGCAGGCGGCAGGUUGGGCCGCAGCCAAGGUUACGACGUUGCGCAUCUUGGAUUGGAUGGCUUGGACAGAUUAGACUCAGGCAGCACUCCAGCAUGUUGCAGCACAAUCGGAAGUCAGAUUGCAGAAAGGGGUCGAAGGCGUGGGGUGGAGAACAAUGUGGCUAGGGGCCAUGUUGUUGCAUCUGCUGGGAUCGCAAAGGGUGUCCUGGCAGAGGAUUCGCGAUGGCGGCGAAAGGAGAUGCAUGGCGCAAGGUUGGAUUCGUCAGGUUUCUUGCGAGGCACGCGGUUCUCUUCUCCCAUCCGCUCAUCCUCCGCUCUGCAAAUGGUCAUCGAAGCGCCCCCCCUCUUGGAGGAAGACUUGGCCGUUCCUCUCCCCUGGCACGUUCCUGAUCUACAGGAGCGGAUGAGCACUCUCUCAAGCGAUGCUCGGAAGGGGGGGGCAGCAUUAGAGGCACUCUCGGGCCAGGGUUUCCAUACGGACGGGGCGUUAAGAGAGGGCACUUUGGGGGUGGAUAGGUGGUUGGACGGGGAGGGGGCCCUGCCGCAGCCCCAUCCAUGGCAAGAAGACCUGGAUGCCCUUUCAGCUGUUGCCAAGGUUGCUGAGCUUGCCAAGUUGGCCGUCAAGAGCGCUGAGGACGCGAGCAUCGUCGAGGCGGAGCGAGAAGCGCUAGAAGCAGAGUCGGAGUUCAUUGCUGCGCACCAGUACGAGGAUUUGCUCACACCGGAAGAUUACGCGCUGCUCCAGAAAGCACGCUCGCAGGACGUCGAGGAUUACAAUGCGGAAAUGAAGUCGGGGCCCGACCCGAGCCCGUUCAGGGUGGCCUUUGAGCAGGCUCUUCAAAUGCCGUUGAAAAAGAAGACGGAUGUGGAAAAGGGUGGCGUACGGGCGAAGCGGAAAGCGGCGGGGAAAAGAGCUGCGGGGGGCAGCGGAGCUCUCGAGACUGGGGUGUUUGAGGUCGAACUGGCGGGUAGUAGGGUUUUGAAAACGAAAGUGUCACAAGGGGUGUUGAAAACGAAAGCGUCACGACGGGUUUCGAGAACGAAAGCGUCGCAAGGGGGCAGAACCGCUGUGGUGGAUGCGCCCCCCCGGAAGAGAACGGCAGAGGUGCCAAUGCGGAAACAGACGGUAACGAUGCCGGCUGAGAGGAUCAAACCGGCAGAGGUUGAUUCCUUAGGGAAGGAGUUUGCGGUGCCGUCUUCUCGGCGGGGAACUAGGUUGGCGAGGCGGGAGAGAGCGAAAAGGUGGGCGCACCAGCAGCAGCAGCAGGGGGGACGCCGGUGGCGGGAUGAAAAAGGGGUUGGCGGGGCGCAACCGAACCUGCUGACGAUGAUCACGAGGGACGCUGUGCUAUUGACACCCGAGGAGGAGGUGGAGUGCACGCAGCAGAUUAGGGAGAAGCUACGGCUGGAGCAGGGCGCGGGACAUCUGGCAACCGACCUGGGGCGGGAGCCGUCGAUGGAUGAGCUGGCCGAGAGUUACGGGAUGACGACGGCAGACUUCCGGGAGGUGUGGGUGCGCGGCGAGAACGCCAAGGCGCGCCUCGUCAAAAGCAACCUUCGGCUAGUGAUCUCGAUUGCCAAGGCGUACCAGGGAAGGGGGCUGGAGUUGAUGGACCUCAUACAGGAGGGGAACGUGGGCCUGAUGCGGGGUGUGGAAAAGUUCGACACCUCCCUCGGGUACAAGUUCUCGACUUACGCACACUGGUGGAUCAGGCAGGCCGUCGCUCGGGCAGUGCAAGAGCACGGGAGGACCAUCCGGUUACCGACCCACAUGUACGAGGCGAUCCCCAAGAUCAUUCACGCCAAGCGCCUGCUCAAAGCGAAGCUCCACCGGGACCCGACGGUCCAGGAGAUUGCAGCGCUCACUGAGUACGCCCCCGAGAAAGUGACCCUCGCGAUUGCGGCCAACCAGCGGCCCCGCUCCGCGGAGCAGGUCGGCCGGUAUGGCGGGGGUGGGGACGCAGAACAGGAACCGCAGGAAACGCUGCUGGAUCAGCUCGUGUUGCCAGGCGAUGACGAGACUGGGACCGCGAUGCUUGCAGAGGAUCAUCUUCUUCGCAACCUUGCGGCGGCGCUUGAAACCCUGAACGGCAGGGAAAAGGAAGUUUUGUCCAUGCGAUUCGGCUUGGACGAUGGGAGGCCGAAACCUUUCGAGGAGAUUAGCAUUAAGUUCAACGUCACCAAGGAGCGUAUUAGGCAAAUAGUUCUGAGGGCGCUUAGGAAGUUACAGGACCCGGCCAUAUUCUUGACACUGAAAGACUUUGUAGAGAAAGGUUAAGAGGUAAUUGAAGCCGGGGGGCAUCAUAUCGGAGGGGCGACCGCAGGUUUUAGUUAGUUAGCCACAUUGGCUCACGCUUUUGUGCACAGUACCAUACUAAGCAGGCUAAUGCGCGUUGAGGGCAAAUGUGGUGGUUUGAGAAGAUGGACGAAACGCCGUCGUUCUCAAACUCCAAUGUUAGAAGACUCUCUAGAUCGCAGGGAUGUGGAGUAUUCGAGGGUUAGGCCUUCUUUCCAGAUCAAGGUUUCUCCAAGUCAACUUCUUCGGUGGCAGAUUAGUAGUCAUGGCUUUACGACGAUCUUUAGCUAAUGGGCAGAGACCACUUGUGGACGCUCAUGCAUGCAUGGCUUUCUAAGGAGUUUCACCAAUUUUGGGACCCGUGCGAGGUCCAAACGAAGCCGGCGACUGAGCACAGUUCCAC
This is a messenger RNA of Klebsormidium nitens, 2947 nucleotides long. The record is from the annotation of a GenBank genome assembly. Lineage: Eukaryota; Viridiplantae; Streptophyta; Klebsormidiophyceae; Klebsormidiales; Klebsormidiaceae.